AGAGUACUGGGAGCGGUUGGUCCUGUGUAAUGCCAUGGUAUGGACGUGUGAGCUGACAGGACGCCCCAACCUCACCUACGCUGAAGCUAGCGAGAGUGAGACCAAAGCCAAAAAGUGCCUUGCUAAUGUUCCUCAGGUAAUCCGGAAGCCCAUGCUGUACAUUGCCACCCUGACUCGCCGUGGACGUUAUGCAGACAUGAGUGAAGAUGUCUUCAACUUUGUUCGUGACCGAUAUUUUGUCGGGGAAGAAGUUGAGGCCAUUGUAAACAAGCAUUGGUAUGACUGUAAGGUGCUCCGGCCAAUAUACCCCACACUGGAGGAGAUAGCCCGCUACGAGGAGGAGAUGGCAGACUCCGAUGAAGACAACGAGGAGUCGACAAAGAAGAAAGAUGAACAGAUGCAGGUUGGUGAAGAAGAGGAGAAGAAGAGAACAGGGGAGACAGAGAAUGAUGAGGACAUACAGAUCAUUAAGGAAGUGACACCCAUCAAGAAGGCUGUGCAGGAGGAGGAGGAGGAGGAGGAGGAGUACCCGCCGUUUGCCACCUUCAAGUACGAGGUCAUCGAGAAGGAGCCGUGGGACUAUAAGCAGGCAAAGAAGCACAUAGUCUCCUGGGAACAGAUACGGCGCAUUAAGGGAACUUUCACCCGGGAGAAGUGUAAACUCUUCCUCAAGCAGUGUGUCCAGCUCUCCUCCUCUGGCUUUUGGGUCAUAAAAGAAAGAAUAUCCAAGAGAUACGACCUGGCCAACGUGAAUUACUCGGACGUGUUCCUGGGGGAGCCGCCAAGGUUCAGAGAGACUCGGGCCAAGAAGAUACCUGCCAGCUUAAAUCCCGACAAGGAGAAGAAAAAGUUGGCUGCCGAGAUGAGGAGGAGAGAGAAGAAGGAGACGAGGGAGAAGAACCCGGACGGAGACGGGAGGAAGCGAGGCAGAUCUUCCUUGAACGACGGAGAGAAGGAACGGAAGAAACUGAGUAAGGAGGUGAAGGACGGGUUGAAGUCUGAGAAGAAAGAAAAACUAAGAGAGGAACUAAAGCAAAGGUUAGAGAGAGAGAGAGAAGAGAAGAAGAAAGAGAGGGAGAUAAAGAAGGAGGAGAAGCGUCUACACGUACAGUAUGUCAAGGGGAACAGAACACGUGAGACCGACCUGCCAAAACCCAUUCCAAUAAGGUGCCGUAUCCCGGACGACCUGUUCAGCGACUUCAUCAUGGUGUUGGAGUUCGUCAACGUUUUCUCUGAACUUGUGGAGCUGAGAGACGUGUAUCCUCAGGGCAUCACCUUUGACAUGCUGGAACACGCACUGGUGGAGAAGGAAGUUGCAGGUGUGUUUAAUGAUGUGCUGCAGCUGCUGCUUCAGGGCAUCUUCACACUGCAGGAGGAGGAGGACGAUGAAGUGGAUGCUGACCCCACCGCUGAGGAAGUGAUGGAGACAGACACAAGCGACAUCACCAUACAGGAGGCAGUGAGGGUCGCCAACCGCGCAUCUACUUGGAGCCAGCAAUAUCAUGGACUGCCGCUUCAGAAGGUGCCGCUUGACGCCCUGACAGUCACUGAGGUGUUACGCUUACAUCUACUGGCAUCGGGGGCUACCAGUGUUGCCAAUGGUCGAUGGAGGCACUUGAACCGUGGAGGCUUCAAAAACUGGGAUGAUCCAGGGCUACAAUUCAAGCUGGAGGAACCCAUCAUAAUAAAAACUCUAUCUACCCAGACUAUAUUUGAUCUCUCCUUAGCGUAUAAGUUGAAGAUCCUGAGUGUACUGGUGGGCCAGAUCCUAACUUACGCCUCAGUGCGGGACAUUAUUGAUGACAACAUUGAGAAGCUGAAGGAGGUUAAGAAUAAAUUGCGUCUACAUCAACUGACCCAGAUGAGGAAGGAGAAGGAGAUCAAUGCUGCCAGGCUGCAGGAGAAGCGCGACCGUAAACAGAAGGAGCGCGAACGGCUGUUGAAAGAGGCAGAGAAGAAGGCCGCCGCCGCCGCCAUGACCGGUGAACCCGACAAGCCCAUCGAGCUGGAGGACGAGGAGGAGGAGGAGGAGGAGGAAGAAGAGGACGAGAGUGAGAAGGUGGCGCGUGAGGAAAAGGAAGAGAAGAAUAAGGAGGCCAGGAAGCAGGACUUUCUGAAGCGAGAGAGGGAGUUGAUGCAGCAGGUGCUUAAUAUGGCUCAAGGUGUCAACAGUCAACCUUUAGGCCACGACAGAGCAUUUCGCCGUUAUUGGCUGUUCAAUUCUCUCCCCGGACUGUUCGUGGAGGAUAACGAGCAGCACCCGGGAGUGUGUCGGCAGACUCCAACACCCUACAACCCUCAGUCCAAUCCCGAUCUUACCGACGCACUCGUGGAGGUGUUGAGAGUGCAGGCCAAGAAGAACAUGUCGGAAACUAUCGCCGAGAAGGACGACAAGAGCAACAGUGACAAGGAAAAUGAUGGCAGUGAGAGCCCCGCUAAGCAAGCCAAAGGCACUCCAAGUAAGAAACUGUUACAGACUCUCAAUCACAAUCAACCGUCACACCAGGUUAAGACGGAGAAGUGUUCGGUGUUGUCCCCUGACGGUGCCGAGUCGGAGUUGAAAAUGGACAUAAAUUUGAGUGGUGACGUGAAGCUGGAAACAGACGGUGAAGCUUUAGUUAUGGACGAUGACCGUAGUCCGAUGCCGGAUAUAUUUGGUCUGUGUACGGCUAAUCCCAGAAACUGUCCGGUGCAUUCGGAGAGACGAGAUCGUCACAAGUGGUUCUUUUUCCACAGUGUAGAAGACUUGAAUUCUUUAUUCAUGUCCCUUAACAGUAGAGGAUCCAGAGAAAAAGAGCUCAAGAGCGCGUUAGAGUGUUACAGAACUACAGUAGAAGCUUCAAUGAAGGCGUGCCCUGUGUACAAACUAGAUCCCUCCCAGUUAAAAGAACAAAAUAUUUGUAUAAAUGGUAUGGGAUGGCUGGUGUGCUCUCAGGGUGAAGGGGGACAUUUUGUUCCUCAUGGCCCGUCUGGUGACCCAAGGAUGGCUGGUGUGCUCUCAGGUGGAGCUCUGUGGUCACCAGCCCUCAGACUUAUGGCUAUUACUUCAAUUCUUUUAAUAAAAUGCUUGUCUUUCCAGGUGCUUAAUAUGGCUCAAGGUGUCAACAGUCAACCUUUAGGCCACGACAGAGCAUUUCGCCGUUAUUGGCUGUUCAAUUCUCUCCCCGGACUGUUCGUGGAGGAUAACGAGCAGCACCCGGGAGUGUGUCGGCAGACUCCAACACCCUACAACCCUCAGUCCAAUCCCGAUCUUACCGACGCACUCGUGGAGGUGUUGAGAGUGCAGGCCAAGAAGAACAUGUCGGAAACUAUCGCCGAGAAGGACGACAAGAGCAACAGUGACAAGGAAAAUGAUGGCAGUGAGAGCCCCGCUAAGCAAGCCAAAGGCACUCCAAGUAAGAAACUGUUACAGACUCUCAAUCACAAUCAACCGUCACACCAGGUUAAGACGGAGAAGUGUUCGGUGUUGUCCCCUGACGGUGCCGAGUCGGAGUUGAAAAUGGACAUAAAUUUGAGUGGUGACGUGAAGCUGGAAACAGACGGUGAAGCUUUAGUUAUGGACGAUGACCGUAGUCCGAUGCCGGAUAUAUUUGGUCUGUGUACGGCUAAUCCCAGAAACUGUCCGGUGCAUUCGGAGAGACGAGAUCGUCACAAGUGGUUCUUUUUCCACAGUGUAGAAGACUUGAAUUCUUUAUUCAUGUCCCUUAACAGUAGAGGAUCCAGAGAAAAAGAGCUCAAGAGCGCGUUAGAGUGUUACAGAACUACAGUAGAAGCUUCAAUGAAGGCGUGCCCUGUGUACAAACUAGAUCCCUCCCAGGAACCUGAUUUAGAUCAAUCCAUCCGCAAGUCACAGCGGAACUUAACAACCAAAAAGGAUGGAGACGCCAAUCUGAACUUCCCACCGGGGACGCCCAUUGAUGAGAUCCUCCAGGCCACCCUGCGGGACAUGGUGCUGGAGACUGAAGAGAAGAUACACAUGGGGAUGUUGGGUUCACUCCGUCUGGAGGACCGGGAGGCCUGGAGACGAGCCAUCGUGGAGGGCAGCUACCUCAGGGAGUCAGAGCUGGACUUUGGUGGCCGGAAGCGCAUUUCUCUGCUUAGGUUCUUCAGCAUGGAACUCAAGCAACUGUGUGACAUUAUCCUCAUGAAUAUUAAGUUGGAGUUGGUUCCCAAGGUCUACCACUGUAUGAGUCACUUCCCCAACAUCAUCUUCAAAGCCCCUGAAAUCAUGGACAAAUUGUGGGCAGAAAUUUGUCCCAAACCAUUCAUCACAAAACUCGGCCAGGAUUUUGGGUCGGUGUUCACCACUGCUAGCAGAGGGCUGGUCCUCAGAACAUCACUGGAGAGGGCGAUCUGCUAUCAUGGAGGUCAGGUGGCCACGUCAUCCUCCAAACCACACGCUCAGCAGUACCGGGUUCUCUUGUCUGUACACACCGCCCCCCUCAGCUGCUACAUCUGGCGAGGUCACGGAGUAUGUGGUCGCAGGCCGAGAGAUUUAUUGUUUGUUCGGAUGGAAGUUGGUCAAGAGGUUAACGGUGAACAGGAUACAGAAGAACUCUUGAGUGAGGUUUUAAAAGCUCGGGCAGUGAAGGACUUGGCUCAGGCUAUCUUACAGCUUGGCCAGUCUAUAGACCCCAAGUACCUACAGCCGCCACUAGGUGAGACAGACAAAGCUAGGAAGAUUCGUGAACAUACAGAAGAAAAGUUGAGACGGAGAAAGGAAGAGGAGGCAGCCGGGUCAGAGGGCGGGGACUCUGAUGAGGACGACAGUGAGAACAAAGUGGGGGAGCAGGUGACAGACAACGCCCUGAGGACACCCAUAGAGAGGUGGGAAGUGUCACUCAUGGCCAGCACAAAUCUCUCUCAACUGUGUUUACAUUAUAAACCUCUGGACAACUCAUAUCGUAUCCCGCUCUCAACGCCAUGUCUAUCUGUUUCAUUUAAAAAGACAAGAGAGAACAUGUUGCUGUGUGAUGGCUGUGACAAGGGCCACCAUAUUUAUUGUUUGAAGCCAAAGUUAAAGGAGAUACCCUCGGGCGACUGGUACUGUGAUCGUUGUAAACCAAAGGAGAAGCCAAAGAGUCCUCGUAAAAACCGUCAAAUAUACAAGGAUGUGUCGGAUGAUGAGGGCGAUUCGGGAGAAGAAUCGGAUGUAGAUGGUCACAGUGAAGAGGUCAACCAGGACUUGUGUUAUGUCUGUGAAAAACCCGGAACUUUGAUCUGCUGCGACACGUGUCCGCUCGCCUUCCAUCAAGAAUGUGCCGACCUUCGAAAAAUUCCCCGUGGUAGCUGGUCUUGUCAACACUGUCAAGGCAAUGCACCAGUCAGAGGUAAAGAAAGUCCUCCAGAAAAGAAGAAGAACAGUAAAGACACAAAUAAGGAAAAUAAUAAGAGCAAUAAAGAAAACAGAGCAAAGAAAGAGACCAAAAAUGCCAAGGAAAACAAAAGUAACAAAAAGACACCAAAGAGCACAGACAAGAUGUCCAAGUCCACCUCCAAGAGUAAGAAGGCCACUACUCCCUCUGAGAAGAAGAGGAGGAGUGAAGGAGACACUUCCCGAGUCUCCAAGAAACUCAAGGUGGAUGACUUUGAGUGUGGUUGGACACCACCUAAGCGUAGUACUGGUCGGCGUUCACUGGUCGAUGAAGACAGUGUCCUCAACUGCUCAGCGUUGGAGACUAUUCUGGAUGAGCUACAGAGACAACCUUCCUCCUGGCCUUUCUUGAAACCUGUGUCAAAGAAAGUUGUUCCUGAUUAUUAUGAAAUUGUCAAGAAACCGAUGGACAUCGGUAGAGUACGGGAGAAGUUGAACAGCAUGAAAUACGCCACAGACGACGAGUUUAUUGCCGACGUGAUGUUAGUGUUCCAGAACUGCCAGCAGUACAACAUGGAGGAGACUGAGGAGUACAAGUGUGGCACUGUGCUCUCUAACCUCUUCAUGAAGCGCAUUAGAGAAUUAGGUCUUAGUUAUGAGGGAGAUGUCAAGAAGGAAGCCAAGAAGAAGCGUUAAUGUACACUUCAUAUUAGUGUAUUUUGUAAAUUGAACUUAGUUAAAGGUCAACCCUUUCUGCUUGGAUGAGGGUCCGGUGCUGUGAGCUCCUAUACUCUGUAUGUUUUGUAAUGUCCUGUAAGGAUAAUCUUCACAAGAAGCUUGUACAACAAGUUGUUCUUCUUGUGUGUCAGCCAAGAAUGGUGACUGGAGCUGCACAAGACAUGGCCACUUGACACAAACUUGAGGUACGUGAGGGACUAACUUGUGUCACCUGGGUUGGGUGUAGUAAAUGCUAAAGCAUUUUAUGUAUAUACUCGUAAAGCAUAUUUAAAAUAUUUGUUAUAAAUCUGGUCCCAGAACAAGAGGUAAGGUUGUAUGGAGCUCUCUUGUAUUUGUCUCCUGUGCGGUGCUCAAGGAUGGAGUUGUCUUGUGCAGUUUAUGAAGGUUCACGUGUUCAUCUGGGUCAUAGUGCUGUCAGCUGUCUGUGUGAAAGUGUAUGAUAUGACUAUUCCACACAACUCUUUGAGAAAGACGAAAUGAAAGUAUUGUCAUAAUAAUAUUUUAAUAUAAAUCAAAGUUGGAAAACCAACAGUUAAAGCACCGGUAGUAGUUGAUUUUCUUGCAAGCACAAUGGACAAACUGGAGUGAUGAUUAUGAAUAACAAAUGAGAAGUAGGAAGUUUUUUGUGGAACUGAUGCUCUCUAGUAAAAUAGGUUCUUCAGCUACAGGUCUGGCCUUUUGUAUUCCAUGGAUUUUGUACCAUUAGAUCAUAAACCCUUUGAGCAGAUAUACUAGACAGGUACAGCAGGAGCACCCACUACAUUAUAGACAUUUUGACAGCAUAGUGCCUUAGUUGUGUUCUCAUGGUGAGUGGGUGAAUAUGUAUGCUAUUGUUUAUUUACUAUAUUUUCACUUGUUGAAGAAUUACUUAGAUUUAUUUUGUGAAGUUUUUAAGAUUUAUUAUUUUCAAAGAAAUAAGUUCCCUCUGUGUAGGAUAUGGUAAGUGUCAAAACUUGCUGCUCAAAGGGUUAAAAGUCUUGUGGCUGAUGGAACAGUUAGUACAAUAUAUUUUUGAGGGUAGUGUACCUUAGCCAGUGUCUCUGAGCCAGAACCUGGACAAUAAACUAAGAACCAAUCUUAUUUAAACUCUGGCUCAGUACCAGACAAUAGGAACCUCAGGGAAACUCAAAGGCAGAUGCAGAUAUUUUACUGGCAGUCAUGCCACCAACUUGUUAUUAAUGGCGUGGUGUCCAUAUAACGAGUGCUAAUACCAGUACUGCCAUUAAUGGUUAAUGGGUGCCUCAGUAUAGUGCUAAUACCAGUACUGCCAUUAAUGGGUGCCUCAGUAUAGUGCUAAUACCAGUCCUACCAUUAAUGGGUGCCUCAGUAUAGUGCUAAUACCAGUCCUACCAUUAAUGGGUGCCUCAGUAUAGUGCUAAUACCAGUCCUACCAUUAAUGGGUACAGCAACAAUGUCCAUAGCAAUCAAGCCUUUAAAAUGUGUAGUAAUGGUGUGUGUGUGUUGGAGUCUCCAGACCACCAUAGGCAUUAAUGGUAUGUAAGGAUAUUGUCUGUAUUUACUUUUGAUAUUAGGUCAAUGGUUCAGAACCUCCAGAGAUGAAGGCAGAAGUGUCAGAGUCUGGCACACACAGAAGACCAUCAGGAGCCAGUUUGACCACUGUCCAUAUCAGAUAAUAAUUGUCACGGGUCCCAGUGUGUGUUUGUUCUCGGUUAAUCCUCUACCACCGUUAGUCCCCAAUUGGUCGGGCAUUGAGCAUUUCCUUGUGUAAUUAACAUAACGUGUAUUUUUUUUUAUUCCUGUGUAUUAUUAUAAGUACUGUAGUGGUGAUCACUAUGAGAAAUUUUCAGUUAUUUAAGUUCACUACACAUUGUCAUCGUUCUUAAACAGGAUUUAUGAAAUUGCUUCUUGCAAUCAAUUACAAUUUUGUAAUAUUUAUUUUUUAAGCUUAAUGGGAUAUUUUCCAAACAAUAAUAAUAAUAGUUCUUGUAA
Molecule: messenger RNA, 8002 nt
Organism: Homarus americanus (American lobster)
Lineage: Eukaryota; Metazoa; Arthropoda; Malacostraca; Decapoda; Nephropidae
Product: bromodomain adjacent to zinc finger domain protein 1A-like
Biological process (GO): chromatin remodeling
Molecular function (GO): protein binding
Source: RefSeq, a predicted model, not a curated record